CCCGCGCACGCGCGCUGCUGCCGUCCCGCCGCUGCCGCGCACGCGCAGCCCGGCGCCCUCCGCUGCGUCCUCUGAGGGCGCCGGGAGCGCGGCCAUGGCGGGGGCGCUGGGGAAGACCACUGGACUUGUAGGAUUGGCUGUAGUUGCGAACCCUCAUGAGCGCCUGCGAAUACUGUACACAAAAAUCCUUGGUGUCCUGGAAAACAUUCCCAAAGAUGCAGCUUACAGGAAAUACACUGAGCAGAUUGUGAAUGAGCGAUUUGAUUUGGUGAAAAAGGAGUCUGAUGUGCAAAAACUACAGGACAAACUGAACAGUGGUCAGAUAGAAGAAGUCAUUCUGCAGGCUGAAAAUGAGCUGUCCCUGGCAAGAAAAAUGAUGCAGUGGAAACCAUGGGAGCCUCUAGUUGAAGAACCUCCUUCCAAUCAGUGGAGAUGGCCAAUAUAAUUUUCAAAAUGGUGUAACCUCUUGAAAGUAAAAAGAAAAAAAUUAAUUAUUAACCUAUUGUUACUGGCAGUUGUCUUUAAAUUAAAGAUAAUCACUUCAUUAAAAUAUAUUUUGUCCACUUACAUUUAGCAAUCUAAA
Molecule: messenger RNA, 583 nt
Organism: Motacilla alba alba
Lineage: Eukaryota; Metazoa; Chordata; Aves; Passeriformes; Motacillidae
Gene: NDUFA5
Product: NADH:ubiquinone oxidoreductase subunit A5
Exons: 5
Coding region: 95-445 (116 amino acids)
Biological process (GO): respiratory electron transport chain
Source: RefSeq, a predicted model, not a curated record